AUGUUCUCUCAGAGACCACUAUCAUAUGCGCCGACGCCCUACAGCUAUACUCCAAACACAGCACUAUCAGCCACCAUCAACUUGGAUGAGGAGGUUAAACCGUUUUCCUCGCCCGCCGAGAGAGAUUUGUACGAGUCGCUCGCAGAAAUAUAUAGCAUUAUUAUAACGUUGGACGGGUUGGAGAAAGCAUAUAUCAAGGAUGCGGUUACGGAAUCAGAGUACACAGAGACAUGCGCUAGGCUACUAAAGCAAUAUAGAUCCAUCCUCAGCGAUGAUACCGUGGCCACCGAAUUCGUUGAUUUAGACACAUUCAAACGUGCUUGGGAGAUGGAAUGUCCACGCGCCACCGAGAGACUACGCAUCGGCCUUCCUGCAACAGUCGAACAACCCUCUCAUGCAAUCCCCCAGAAUACAGCUACAGGACCAUCAGCAUCCGGAAGCCUUAUACUUACUGCCACAGAAAACUUCAUAACUUUUCUUGAUGCACUGAAGCUCAAUAUGCUUUCCAAAGAUGCGCUCCAUCCGCUCUUGUCAGAAGUUAUUCAGUCCGUGAAUAAAGUGACCGAACAAGACUUCGAAAACAGAGGAAAGAUAAUUCAGUGGCUUAUCACGCUGAAUCAAAUGAGAGCCACGGAAGAGCUCAGCGAAGAGCAAGCUAGAGAGUUAGCAUUCGAAAUGGAGCAGGCAUAUCAAGGAUUCAAGGCGACUCUAAACUGA
This is a messenger RNA of Trichophyton benhamiae CBS 112371, 717 nucleotides long. RefSeq lists its product as uncharacterized. Gene Ontology annotation, biological process: protein transport to vacuole involved in ubiquitin-dependent protein catabolic process via the multivesicular body sorting pathway. Gene Ontology annotation, molecular function: protein-containing complex binding. Gene Ontology annotation, cellular component: ESCRT I complex. Lineage: Eukaryota; Fungi; Ascomycota; Eurotiomycetes; Onygenales; Arthrodermataceae. The transcript has 3 exons. The record is from RefSeq and is a predicted model, not a curated record. Bases 1 to 717 code for a protein of 238 amino acids.